AUGACUACACUCGCCAUGCCGCAGGAGCCUGCGCCAGUGAAUCACUCUCUACUCGACAUAGACGACGAAGCGGCCUCUACAGAAGAUGGAUCAGUGCUCGAGUUCUUCAUUAUCAAGCAAGAAGUCAAUCUCGAGGUGAAUUUUCGCGAUAAACGCAUUGAUGGAACAACCGACAUUUUUCUUGUCGUAUUCAACGAUAAGAUUGAGGACAUAGUGUUGGACGCUGCAGAUUGCGAGAUCGAUACUGAGAACGUUUUCAUCGCUGAUAUUAAGGAGUCAAAUGGUGAUCUCGCCGAGAGUCAUAGACGGAGAACGACAGCAACCUACCAUGAUCCAUAUGCCAAGCUCACUCACCCAAAGAGUUGGAGUUUGAGAGCCGACCACCACGAUAUCCGCCGCAAGCGUGCACAGUCGAUAUUCCGCAGCCGCAAGAACGAUGUCCCCGCCGAGAAUAGAGAGUUCGAGGGGUGCACACCAGUCUAUCGAUCGCUGAAGGUGAACCUGCGAGGUAAGGCCGAGCCGGAUCGCCCGAGGCUCAUCAUCAGGAAGUCUAUGAUAGGUCUUGAUGCCAACGAGCGAUCCAACAAGCAGUACAGAAUCACCAUACCAUUUACCCAUACGAACCCCCGAGACGGCAUACAGUUCGUUGGCGUCGAUCCCCUGGACAACCGGUUUACACACAUGUACACACGAAGCUCGAUACAUCCUGGGACUGCUUCGUGCAUUUUCCCUUGUAUUGAUGACCAUGGAUCACGUUGCGACUGGAGGAUAUCAAUCAAGUACCCCCGUACCUUGGGUGAUGCUUUACAACAAGCGCUUGCUACACAACAGAACGGUAGCAACCCCGGCAAGAUGCAAAUCGAUGGCCAGGAGCGAAUCCAUAAGCUUGCCGAGGAAGAUAAACUCCGCGAGAUGUCGGUUGUCUGCUCAGGUUUCCUUAUGGAAGAGACCGUAGAUCCCGACGAUGAUCACAAAAAGAUAAUGACCUUCGAGCCUGAAAAGAAGGUGUCUGUACAGAAGCUUGGUUUUGCAGUGGGCCCGUUUGAGCAUAUCGAUCUUUCAUCUGAGUUUAGAACAGAAGAAGACGAGGUCAAACUGGGUAUGAAUGCGCUCAAGGUUCACGCAUACUGCCUACCACACCGUGCCGACUGGGUAAGGAAUACAGCAGCAGCCAUCACUAUGGCAGCUGAUUUCUUUACAUUCACAUUUGCUCGAUACCCGUUCGGCAAUUUCAAGCUCUGCUUUCUUGAUGAUAUGAUUCAGGACACUGUGGCUCUCUAUUCCGUGGCUUUCGUCAGCAAUCGAUUGCUUUUUCCAGAUGACAUUAUCGAUACCGAGAUCGAUGUCACAAGAAAGAUGGUUCAAACAUUGGCGUACCAGUGGAUAGGCAUCAACAUGAUACCGAACACAAGAAAUGAUCUAUGGCUUAUCGUCGGAAUCGCGCAUUUCAUGACAGAUCUCUUCAUGAAGAAAAUUUGCGGAAACAACGAGUACAGAUUUCGGAUGAAGACACUGUCAGACAAGCUUGUUCAGAUGGACGUCGAACGACCUUCUCUUUACGACCUCGGCCCUUACCUACAUUUGGGAGAGUUCGAGAUGGACUUUAUGACUCUGAAAGCUCCCGUGGUUUUCUUCAUCCUGGAUAAGCGGCUCAUUAAGGCUUCAGGAGGACACGGAUUGACACGCAUUCUCUCUAAACUAUUAACCAAGGUUCAGAUUGAAUCUUCUGACAGGGCUACUAUCCUUGAAACAGAGAAAUUCCGAACAACUUGUGAGAAGGGGGCAAAAUAUCGGCUUGAGAGCUUCUGGAGCCAGUGGGUCUACGGUUCAGGAUGCCCGCGAUUUGACGUCAAAGCGAAAUUCAACAAGAAGAGGCUCUGUGUUGAGCUUACGCUAAACCAGAUUCAAUUCCAGACAGCCAAGAAGCCGCCGCUAGACAAGAAUGAUUUCCUGCGGGUUGUCAAGGAGCGCCGCUCUGGUGUUAAGCCAGGCGAAGUACAACCUCUGUUUACAGGACCGAUGACGGUACGAAUCCAUGAAGCGGACGGAACGCCUUACGAGCAUAUUCUGGAAAUCCGCGAAGAUGCCACAAGGUCUACCAAAUUCGAGAUUCCAUACAAUACCAAGUAUAAGCGGCUCAAGCGCACGCGGCGCAUGAAGGAAAAACAAAACGUUGGUGCCAGUAUGGAUGCGGAAAACAUGGAUGACGCACUCCUCUACUGCUUAGGCGAUGUUCUGCAGACGCCAGACGAGCAGGCACAAUGGGAGUUGAUUGAUUGGGAUCCUGAAACUGAACGAAAGAUGGACCAGGAGUCCUACGAAUGGAUACGUGUAGAUGCCGACUUUGAGUGGUCUUGCGAUAUGAAGCGGACUCUUGAGCCGUAUAUGUACGUGUCACAACUGCAGCAAGACAGAGAUGUCGUUGCUCAGCAGGAUGCUAUGCUUUACCUGACGCAGGGCCCCUUGCACCCCAUCGCGUCAGGGUUCCUUACCAGGACGCUUGUGGACCGCCGCUACUUUCAUGGUAUCCGAACCAUGGCUGCUGAAGCUUUGCCACGGCAAGCCAACAUCAAGGACCUAUCAAUGCUUGGCCUUCGACAACUGAUGAAGGCUUUCAGCGAAAUGUUCUGCCACAAAGGUACGAACCAACCAAAGCCGAAUGACUUUUCCGACAAGAAGCAAUACAACGUUCAGUGUGCUAUCAUCAAAGCCAUCGCUCAAGUGAGAGAUGCCCACACUUACAAAUGUCCCCUUGAAGCUCGCCAGUUCAUUCUGGACCAACUUCUCUUCAAUAACAAUGAAGACAACCCAUAUUCUGACCACUUUUACAUCGCUACUCUCGUGGAGGCUCUUGCGACGUCUCUCAUCCCUUCUAAGCAAGAUGAUUGGUUUGCGAUGCAGAACAAAAUUCCUAAUGAGGAUGAGAAGCAGUUCCUCGAAAGGGCCAUAGAGCAAAUCGAGAGAGUUUUACGGCGAGAUGAAUGGACCCAUUCAUACCAGAACGUUUGGACUAUUGCUGGUCUUAGUGCCAAACAACGAUUGAUGAAGGCGGAAGUGAUCCCGAAGAGGUACAUUGAUUUCGGACAGUAUCUGUUGGAUGGAACAAGAGAUCUCAUUCGGAUCAAGGCCUUCGAGGCUCUGAUUGACCUGGGGGCUAUGUUAGACCCGACAGUGUUCUCAUUCUUAACAUACUCACUCAUCACCGACCGGUCACCGUACGUGCGGAACAAACUCAUCGAGGCGUCUGCCACUGGGCUCGCAGCCAUUGCUUUCGGAGAGCAUGCUAAGGUUGUUAAGAACGACCCUCGGCCGGAAGAUGAAGGAGACCUUCUACUUGUGCAAGACAGUGCCCAGGAGAUUGAGGCGAGAAAAGAAAUGUUUGCCAGAAAAGAGAACCUGGAUGCAGCACUCAAGGCUUUACGGAGAGAGAUGGAUGAAACCUACGGAGGCGACGAACGACACUAUAGCAUCGCCAUGCGUAAGGCAUUGGACCACCCGAGUCUCGGUCGUGGUGAGAUGGAGAGCAUGCUAGAUUUGGCAGCGAUGAUGUUUGAGGAGGCUGGCGAUUGGGUCAUUACGCUCCCCUUACCAAAGGCUUGGAAGGUCGAGAGGCCUGUGCAGCAGCUCUCCAAUCGCUUGAUCAUGAAAUUCAAAGCUCAUUACAGGACGACGCCUCGGGAGCCAAUCGUACAAGCACCACCGCCUCCACCUCCCGCUCCGCCUGCUCCUCUCAUCGAGCAGAAGCGGCCUGCACCUCUGCAGAAAACAUCUUCUAUCAAGAUCAACACCCACAAGACGGCCUCUGCCCAACGCCCAAGCGUCCCUCCGCCUCAACGACCCAGCGCCAGUGCCUCUCCCGUUGUUCAAAGCCCAAAACCCACUCUGCCAAAGCAAGAAAGAGACACCAUUGUUGCAUCACCAGGUCUGUCUCGACAAGCAAGUGCUACGUCUUCAUCAGGAUCCAAACCAUCUUGGCCCCCUGAACCCUCAUCUGCUUCCAAUAGCAAGCGCCCUCGACCUGAGAAGGAUGAACAGCCUACUCCGGCACCCAAACGCGCAAAGGUCGAUAAGCCAUUCGAUUCGGGUAUCCCCAAGAAGAAGAGCAAGAUUGUCACCUUAAGGGUUGCUCCAAACCGCCUCGCUCCUUUACUGAGAAAAGAAAAGAAGCCAAAUGGGAAUGGCCGGGUGUCUCUCCCCUCUGGGGCGCCAAGAGAUGGCCCUGCCCCUUCUCUGAACUCAAGAUCAGAUUCCAUCACGGCCAAGCCUGCCAGAAAGCCUCUUCCUGGAGACGCGGCACGACGGCCUUUGCCUGGAGGCCCGGCAUCAUCGCCGCACCCUGCCCCAGAGAGAAAGGUCUCGCUAAAUACCCAUUCGAACUCUACACCGAAGCCCAAGUCUGCGAGUCCUGCCACGAGCACACCCCCUCCUGCUGCAGCGCCUACUCAGCGGCCCAAGAUCAAGCUUAUCCGAAAGCCACAACCACCACCAGCCCCCUAA
This is a messenger RNA of Fusarium subglutinans, 4497 nucleotides long. RefSeq names its product transcription initiation factor TFIID subunit 2. Lineage: Eukaryota; Fungi; Ascomycota; Sordariomycetes; Hypocreales; Nectriaceae. Gene Ontology annotation, molecular function: RNA polymerase II general transcription initiation factor activity; chromatin binding; transcription cis-regulatory region binding. Bases 1 to 4497 code for a protein of 1498 amino acids. Gene Ontology annotation, cellular component: transcription factor TFIID complex. The transcript is spliced from 2 exons. Gene Ontology annotation, biological process: transcription initiation at RNA polymerase II promoter. The record is from RefSeq and is a predicted model, not a curated record.